This is a messenger RNA of Belonocnema kinseyi, 2558 nucleotides long. Its product is annotated as forkhead box protein A2-A-like. The record is from RefSeq and is a predicted model, not a curated record. Lineage: Eukaryota; Metazoa; Arthropoda; Insecta; Hymenoptera; Cynipidae. Gene Ontology annotation, biological process: animal organ morphogenesis; regulation of transcription by RNA polymerase II. Bases 293 to 1675 code for a protein of 460 amino acids. The transcript has 2 exons. Gene Ontology annotation, molecular function: DNA-binding transcription factor activity, RNA polymerase II-specific; RNA polymerase II cis-regulatory region sequence-specific DNA binding. Gene Ontology annotation, cellular component: nucleus.
GGAGCACCCGUCGGGUCCAAUCUUCAAAUAAUUAAUCCCGUAGCAUCAACUUAGUCUAAACAGUUAACCCUCCUGUAAGUCUAAACAGUUUACCCUCGUGUAAAUAAUUGUCGCAUUUAUCAUUGUUGAGGACCCUUGGCCUUUCCGAUGUUUGGUAUUUCCUAAACUGGGCCAUCUGUCCCACAAGAUGAAGUGAUCAAACAUUUAUCUGAAAAACUUUGCAAACUUGUUCAGUUCGGGCGAUGAUAAACCAGUGAAUUUCAAACUUCAAAACUUAGUGGUACGAGUGAUCAUGAAGAACGAGUCGGACUCGACUUCAAUCCAUCAAACUUCAUCAACGGCUCCUCAACCUCACUUGCAUCCAGUAACGAGCAGAAACGUCAGAGUUAUGUCUCCUCUUUCACAAACCCUUAAUCUGGAUCCUCUUCUUGUCACUGCCAACAGUGAUUCCCCAAGAAAAGCUGGCACGAGACGACAAGAGAAACCACCCUAUUCCUACAUAGCCCUGAUUGUCAUGGCAAUUCAAUCCAGUCCGGGAAAGAGACUGACUCUUUCGGAAAUCUACACCUUUCUCCAACAGCGAUUUGCCUUCUUCAGAGGUGCCUAUCAGGGCUGGAAGAACUCGGUGAGGCAUAAUUUGAGCCUGAACGAAUGUUUCAUCAAGCUACCAAAAGGUCUUGGAAGACCCGGAAAAGGACACUACUGGACCAUAGACCCGGCAAGUGAGUACAUGUUUGAGGAGGGUAGUUUUCGACGCAGACCACGUGGUUUCAGGAGAAAGUGUCAAGCUUUGAAACCCCAGUAUCCUCAGUACUUCCCUGGUACUGGUCCAGUUGGUGUAGGUGUCCAGGGGUCAGGGUAUGACAAUCUGACAUCUGCAGUUGAUUAUACCAAUGGGUACCAGAAUCAGUACCAAAAUUAUCCAGAGUGGUAUGCACCGGCAGCUACUAUUCCGGCUGAUUGGGGUUAUCCGGAAGCCUACAAGACUCCACCGAUUGCGGAAGUUACCUACAAGACAACGGAAGUGACCUACAAAACUGGAGAGACUUCUUUGUACAGAAAUGGAGAAAUGGGAUUUAAGAAUGAACCAACUUUUCCAAGGAGUCAGGAUCAUAAUCAGGUCUAUAGACCCACUGACACUUAUCAACCGGCCUUGAAGGACCACCAUCAUGUGCAAAGUCAGCAUAUGAAUCAACAGCAUCAUCAGGAGAUUGGAUUUAAAGUGGAGAACGAACAUGAUGGGUUGAUGAACUCAUAUAAAAGUGAUCCUGGAUCGAGUCCUCCAAGUUCUCAGAGUCAAAAUGGCAGUCAGGAUUAUUAUGUUGGAUAUGGGCUGGCAGCUGGAGUUGGGAAUGUUAAUCUCAAUGCAACGAUUCAGGGUCUUCAAACGCAACCUGGUUCCACGAGUCCCGUCGGAAAUGUCAACUCUGUACAUAGUUGUCACACUCCUCUUAUGGAUCAAGGGCUGAGAAUGCAGUGUUCGAACUCAAGUUCGAAUAGUUCGGGCGGAGGAAUUGUGGAAAGGAAAUCUUCAUACCUGGGGCAUCCUUCCUUACCCCCCUCAUUAGGGACCUUAGGAUUAAGUAAUAUAGGAUUAAAUAUAACAGCCUCUAAUUCUCACACUUCAGCACCUACCACACCUAUGUACUACGACCAAAUAAAGUACUCAAUGUGAAAUUAUCAAUUGGACAAAUUCGUCGCUUUAUAGAUAUGCUAUGCCAUGUCAACUUUUUGAAAAUUUAGUAUCAUUAUUUUUGGGUUCAAUAAGUAGUAGGCUUUGUUUCCGAAUACAAGUACCUGAAAUUUACUCACUAAGCAAUUAAAAAUUAAAAUUUUGACGUUACUUCUGCGAACAUAGCUGAGAUACCAUCUGAGAAGCACCGACCAAUUUUCUAAUCUCAACUUCAACGCUCUGUAUGCUUUAGGAAAAUGAAUGGAAAAAAUGGAAACUUCACUAAAUUGUAUUAUGAAACCUCCUUUUUAAAAUGAGCCAAAGAACAGCAAAAAAUGUGAACUGGUUCUCGAAUUAUAAUAAAAAAUAUGGAAACGCAUCCAAGAAUAAAAGUGGUCGGUCAAGCUUUGGUCGAGCAGGGGUAAGGACUGCUCUACUCCAGCUCGACCUACCGAUUUUCUUCCUAUGCACGCUUCUACAUAUUUUGUGAUAUUUUGAAAAGCAAUAAAUAUAUUAUUACGCUUUCUGUCUCAUUUUAAAAAGGAGGUUGCAAACUUAAUUUAGUGAAGUUUCAAUUUUGCUCAGUUUUUCUCAGUUUGACAGUUAAAGGACAUGGCGUAGUAUAACUUCAGGUUGACGAAAAAGUUUCACUCAAAUUUAGACUCAGUACACUCAACUCCCGAUAUAAGGACCCCCGGUUUACGAUAUCCAUGCAACCUUGCUUGUCUAAGUUCGGAUCCUCUCGAUUUAGGAUCAAGGUCAAUGUAAACCAUGCCUAAAACCGGUCUUAUAUUGAGAGUUGAGUGUACUCAAGGCCCAGGUUACCUAUAAAAUAUCAAAGAAAAUUUACAAUUAGCCAAAAUCAAACCAAAGAAAAUAUGUUAAA